AUGCCUCGAGCAGACGCUGAAGUUGAUAUCCUCGUCAUCGGGGCUGGCCCCACCGGUUUGGGUGCCGCAAAGAGGUUGAAUCAGAUCAAUGGCCCGUCCUGGAUGAUCGUUGACUCGAAUGAAGUUCCUGGUGGUCUGGCGUCGACUGACGUGACCCCUGAAGGCUUCUUGUACGAUGUUGGCGGCCAUGUCAUCUUCUCCCACUACAAAUACUUUGACGACUGCAUUGAUGAGGCUCUCCCCAAGGAGGACGACUGGUACACCCACCAGCGUAUCUCCUAUGUCCGCUGCAAGGACGCAUGGGUUCCAUACCCCUUCCAGAACAACAUCUCCAUGCUUCCCAAAGAGGAGCAGGUGAAAUGUAUUGAUGGCAUGAUCGAUGCUGCCAUGGAGGCCCGCGUUGCCAAUACCAAGCCCAAGGACUUUGAUGAGUGGAUUGUUCGCAUGAUGGGUGUAGGCAUUGCCGAUUUGUUCAUGAGACCAUACAAUUUCAAAGUUUGGGCUGUCCCUACCACCAAGAUGCAAUGCGCUUGGCUCGGUGAACGUGUGGCUGCACCAAACCUCAAAGCUGUCACGACCAACGUCAUCCUGCAGAAGACUGCUGGAAACUGGGGUCCUAACGCGACAUUCCGCUUCCCUGCCCGUGGUGGUACUGGUGGUAUCUGGAUUGCCGUUGCGGACACGAUUCCCAAGGAGAAGAAACGCUUUGGCAAGCAUGCUGCCGUGACCAAGGUUGACGCUGCAAACAAGACUGCCACUUUGGCUGAUGGAUCGCUUGUCAAGUAUCAGAAGCUCGUCUCCACAAUGGGCGUCGAUGCGCUUGCUGAAUCUAUGGGUGACAAGGAGUUGAUCAGCCUCAGCAAGGGUCUGUUCUACUCCUCCACCCACGUCAUCGGUGUUGGUGUCAGAGGUGAACGCCCCGAGAGAAUCGGAGACAAGUGCUGGCUAUACUUCCCAGAGGACAACUGCCCCUUCUACCGGGCUACUAUCUUCUCCAACUACUCGCCUUACAAUUCCCCUGACGCCUCCACUUCCCUCCCAACUCAACAGCUUGCCGAUGGUUCCAAACCAGCCGACUCUUCUGCCAAAUCUGGACCCUACUGGUCCAUCAUGCUCGAGGUCUCCGAAUCCUCCCUCAAGCCUGUCAACAACGACACAUUGCUUGCGGACUGUAUCCAAGGCCUCGUCAACACCGCCAUGCUCAAGCCCACCGAUGAGAUUGUCUCAACUUACCACCGCCGCUUUGACCACGGUUACCCAACCCCAACCCUUGAGCGAGAAGGCGUCCUCACCAAACUCCUGCCCAAGCUCCUUGACCAGGGUAUCUAUUCCCGUGGCCGAUUCGGCAGCUGGAGGUAUGAGGUUGCUAACCAGGAUCAUUCAUUCAUGCUUGGUGUUGAGGCUGUGGAUAACAUUAUCAACGGCGCCGUGGAAAUGACGCUUAAUUACCCGGAUUUCGUCAAUGGACGACAGAACACCGAGCGCAGAUUGGUUGAUGGAGCGCAGGCCUUUGCCAUCAGGACCAAGAACUAA
Arthroderma uncinatum is the source of this 1533-nucleotide messenger RNA. RefSeq names its product UDP-galactopyranose mutase. Gene Ontology annotation, molecular function: oxidoreductase activity. The transcript is spliced from 6 exons. Bases 1 to 1533 code for a protein of 510 amino acids. NCBI's taxonomy places the organism in Eukaryota, Fungi, Ascomycota, Eurotiomycetes, Onygenales, Arthrodermataceae. The record is from RefSeq and is a predicted model, not a curated record.